Messenger RNA from Carcharodon carcharias (great white shark), 1911 nucleotides. It is a transcript of the gene dcaf8, whose product is annotated as DDB1 and CUL4 associated factor 8. The annotation marks the transcript as partial. The record is from RefSeq and is a predicted model, not a curated record. Gene Ontology annotation, cellular component: cytoplasm; Cul4-RING E3 ubiquitin ligase complex. Gene Ontology annotation, molecular function: protein binding. The transcript has 14 exons. Lineage: Eukaryota; Metazoa; Chordata; Chondrichthyes; Lamniformes; Lamnidae.
GGGAGGGGAGGGGCAGGAAGAAAUACCGAAAAUGGGUCAGCGUCCGCUCUAAACGGGUCGGCAAGGGGAGAGGAAUCGGGCCAGGGACAGGGAGAGGAGUCAACCCAGCAGCAGCAGCAGCAGGCUCUGAUAAGCUGUGGAUCAUCGUGAAGUACUUGACAAGAUGGGAGACCGCAGUGGAGAAUUGGAUCUGAAACCUGACUUCAGGAAUGGCAGCCUGUCUAGCACCCCCGAGGACACAGAGGAGGCUCGCGAGACCUCCUCCGGCAUCGAGGUGGAAGCGUCCGAUCUCAGCCUGAGCCUGACGGGGGACGAGCACAUGGCAGAGGAGGAGGAGGAGGAGGCUAAGGAGGAGGAGGGAGAACGUCGAGGCGCCGGGGACGUGGGCAGGCGCGGGCCGGAGAAGCAGAGCUCGGACGAGCAGGACUCCGACUCGCUGGAGGACACGGGCACCUACUCCAUCGUGGACGAGGAGGACGAGGACGAGGAGGAGGAGGAGGAGGAGGAGGAGAGCAAGAUGGAGGACGGACGCCCCGAGGCGCCGCCUCGCCGGAGGAGGGGGCCCAAGAGGGCGAGCGAGACCGAGCGGGACUCCGAGGAGGAGGAGGCGGCGCUGGAGCGCUGGGUCCACUCGGAGGUGGCGGCGCUGCCCCCGCCCACCUGGUGCGCCGCCCCCGCCCUGGGAGCCAGGGAGAUCGGCCGAGACCCCCGGGCCUUCAUGUACCGGGCGUGCGGCGCCCGCACCUUCGUGGAGCGCCUGCGCUUGCAGCACGGACUGGAGCGCCACGCCGGCUGCGUCAACACGCUCCACUUCAACCGGCGGGGAACCUGGCUGGCCAGCGGCAGCGACGACCUCAAGGUGGUGAUCUGGGACUGGGCCCGCCGCAAGCCGGCCCUGGAGUUCGACACCGGGCACAAGAGCAACGUCUUUCAGGCCAAGUUCCUGCCCAACAGCGGAGACUCGACGUUGGCGAUGUGCGCCCGAGAUGGUCAGAUCCGCAUCGCCGAACUCUCGGCCACUGAGUGCUGCAAGUCGACUAAAAGAGUGGCACAGCACAAGGGCUCGGCGCACAAGCUGGCCCUGGAACCCGACUCUCCCUGCACUUUCCUGUCUGCCGGCGAAGAUGCCGUGGUUUUCGCCAUUGACCUGCGGCAGGAGAGACCAGCUUCGAAGCUGGUCGUCACCAAGGAGAAGGAUAAAAAGGUGGGCCUGUACACGAUCUACAUGAACCCCUCCAACACCCACCAGUUCGCCGUCGGAGGGAGAGAUCAGUUUGUCAGAGUCUAUGACCAGCGCAAGAUAAACGAGAAUGAGAACAAUGGUGUGCUGAAGAAGUUCUGCCCCCAUCACCUGAUCAAUAGUGAAUCGAAAGCCAACAUCACAUGUCUGGUCUAUAGUCACGACGGCUCAGACCUGUUAGCGAGUUACAAUGACGAGGACAUCUACCUCUUCAACUCGUCCCACAGCGAUGGCGCCGAUUAUGUCAAGCGUUACAAGGGGCAUCGCAAUAACGCCACAGUUAAAGGGGUGAAUUUCUACGGCCCCAAGAGUGAGUUUGUGGUGAGCGGCAGUGACUGUGGACACAUCUUUCUCUGGGAGAAAUCAUCCUGUCAAAUCGUUCAGUUCAUGGAGGGGGAUAAAGGGGGAGUGGUUAAUUGCCUCGAACCACAUCCUCAUCUCCCUGUCUUAGCAACCAGCGGCCUCGACCACGAUGUGAAGAUCUGGACACCCACGUCCGAAGCAGUGAAUGGGUUGUCGGGAUUAACAGAGGUCAUUAAGAAGAACAAGCGGGAGAGAGAUGAGGACUGUCUGCGUCACACUGACCUCUUCGACAGCCACAUGCUCUGGUUCCUAAUGCACCAUUUACGCCAGCGCAGGCAUCGGCAGGUGAGCGAGGGGCAGAGGGGGGG